AUUCAGAUAGGGGCAGGUCCCCUUCAGCUACUGAUUGGCCGGUGACUACCAUUGACCCAAGACACCUUCUCGAAGGUCCCGCCAGGUGAGACCACACGGCCAUUACGAUCCACUCCCGACAGAACUGACCGCCGCUCUCAGCUUGGAACCCGUGUACACGAACACCAUCGGUUCGCGCGUCUCCCUCCGCCCGCGUCGCGCAUCGAGGCGCCACCAGUCAUAUUCCGAGAGUGAAGACGGCAGCAGCGAGGAUGAAUACCAGCCUUUCCCAUCGCCACGGCCCCAGAAACGAGGCCGCUCUCCGUCUGUGGUCCGGGCUCCGCAGAAAGCCGCCAAGCGUCCACGCGCUUCUCCGAGGUCGCGUAACGUCCAGGUCGCCGCCAAGCGCCCGUCCUCCCAGGAUGCCGCAGCGAUGAAGAAGGUGUGGGGGUGCCCGCACUGCCCCUUCGUUCAGCAAAACAGGCGUCGCCCCGAUCUCAACCGUCACAUCAACACCCACAUGCGUAGCAACAACUGGGUCUGCUGCGGGGUGCCAGUCGCCUACGCCGCCGAGUACGGCAUCGGGCCCACCGCGAAACAGGUGGAGUUCAAAGGGCGCAUGAGAGUCGGAGGUUGCUUCAAGACCUUCUCUAGGCGCGAUGCUUUGAAACGCCAUGUAGACAACAGGAGCAUCGGAUGCAUCGGAGACCUGAGCCUUCAUCCGUCCACGGGCAACAUCGUUUGAUCGUCUCACUUCAAAUCCCUCUGCAAGCUGGGAUG
This is a messenger RNA of Punctularia strigosozonata HHB-11173 SS5, 759 nucleotides long. RefSeq lists its product as uncharacterized. Lineage: Eukaryota; Fungi; Basidiomycota; Agaricomycetes; Corticiales; Punctulariaceae. The coding region runs from base 413 to 724 and encodes 103 amino acids. The record is from RefSeq and is a predicted model, not a curated record. The transcript is spliced from 2 exons.